AUGAAGCCUGCCCAGCUCUUUCUCUUCGUUGUCCUCUUUGCCGUUUCUCUGAAAUCAACAGAAGCAAUCCGACCAUCACAAUGCGUGGUCUUUGACAAUACUUCCGGGACUCCGGACACUCGGUUCGGGAGAGAGGUCGGAGUUGAUUACGCUGCGGAAGCUUUGAUAGCUGCCACCGAGUUUGUCCUCAAGACAUUCGGUCAAAGUGGGACGGGGGGGAGAGGCUACGAUCUUGUUCUGCUGGUCAUCGAGAGCUUUGUCGCCAACGGCAAACCCUUUGCCAAGACAACCACCGAUGGUGAAAGCCAGAUCCAUGUGAAUGCGGACUACCUCCAAGGAUUCCCCGGCGACCUGACGGACGAGUUCACGGGGAUCGUAUACUUCAUGAGUGGCCUAAUCUGGGAAUGGACAGGCAAUGGCAAUGCCCCAACGGGCCUCAUAACCGGGAUUGCUGACUACAUUAGGCUAACCGCCGGAUGGGGAUAUGAGGGCUGGCCUCGAAGAGGUUCGGGGUUAAGAUGGGAUGAGGGGUAUGCGACCACGGCGAACUUCUUAGAGUUUUGUGAAUUGCUCCGACCGGGGUUUGUGUCGGACCUCAAUGCCAUGAUGAUCAAUUCGUAUAGCGACUUAUACUUCUGGGAGCUACUUGGGAAGUCUGUAGAUGAUUUGUGGGAGGAGUAUAAGUUUUUCUAUGGAAGUCUUGAGCCAGCACCAGCACCAGCACCAGCACAAACUUUCACUUACUAA
This is a messenger RNA of Rhodamnia argentea, 747 nucleotides long. RefSeq lists its product as uncharacterized. NCBI's taxonomy places the organism in Eukaryota, Viridiplantae, Streptophyta, Magnoliopsida, Myrtales, Myrtaceae. The record is from RefSeq and is a predicted model, not a curated record. Bases 1 to 747 code for a protein of 248 amino acids. The transcript has a single exon.